This is a messenger RNA of Syngnathus acus (greater pipefish), 1128 nucleotides long. It is a transcript of the gene pfdn2, whose product is annotated as prefoldin subunit 2. NCBI's taxonomy places the organism in Eukaryota, Metazoa, Chordata, Actinopteri, Syngnathiformes, Syngnathidae. Gene Ontology annotation, molecular function: protein folding chaperone. Gene Ontology annotation, cellular component: cytoplasm; prefoldin complex. Gene Ontology annotation, biological process: protein folding. The transcript is spliced from 4 exons. Bases 128 to 535 code for a protein of 135 amino acids. The record is from RefSeq and is a predicted model, not a curated record.
CUCUGUAAACUGCACACUAGCAAGUUUUCUAGGCAAAUUCUGCACUUUCUACCCAUUUCCUCCAACCUGUCGCAAAAAUAACGAGUGUUUUCCACAACCAAAUCCAUACAACUAAACGUAAAAUCAUAUGGUGGUGGCAACAUUUCAGAGAAUGCGCCAGGAGCAGCGCAAUAUGGCCUCCAAAGCAGCAGAGUUGGAGAUGGAAUCAAAUGAACACAGCCUUGUCAUCGACACCCUGAAAGAUGUGGACCCUUCCCGGAAAUGCUUCCGUCUCGUCGGCGGCGUGCUGGUGGAGAGGACGGUCAAAGAAGUUCUGCCGGCACUGCAAACCAACAAGGAGCAGCUCUCCAAAAUAAUCGAGUCACUCAACACCAUGAUGCUGGAGAAAGGCCGUGAACUCACCGAGUACAGAGAACGUUACAACAUUCGCCUGGUGGGCGAGGGCGAGAGCGAUGCACAGAGCCAGUCCACGACUGCUUCCAAGGAUAGUGAAGGAGGCAACCCUAAAAGUGGAGCUGGUGUUUUGGUUUCAUAGUUUUUUUGGGGGGGGGUUCGGGGGCGGGGGGGAUGCUGUGGCUCUAAGGCUCUCACAUAUUGAAAACAAAGUUGACAAAAAAAAAAAUCUAGGUUCAAACAUAAAAUUUGCCUCAAGAUUUUAUACUGACAACUUCAAGAUGCGACGUGCCCUACCAAAUGCAUUUUCAGUUUUGGUAGGUCUCGAAUGUUGUUUACAGUGUGUGUGCGUGUUUGCGGCGGCCCCGCAGGCGAAGUGCUCACAGGUCGGAACAGUCAGCCCGUUUUGCUCUGCUCUGGCAAACUGCAGAGAAUAAAAAGCCUUUGGCAAUGAGUCCUCUUGUGAUGUUCUCCAUGCAUAUUGGCACACAAUAGUGAUUUGUAAACAGGUGCAGCUCAAUAACACAUAAGCAUAUGACAUCCAAAUUCAAUUCCCAAAUAAUCCACUUUGACAAAAGUUAAAUAGUAAAGUAAAAAAUACUGUAAAGCAGGCAAAUACUCUACAUGUAGCUCAUUGGUGUUUGGUUGUUCUGGGCUGUGGAGAAGGAAGAAGAAUUUAAGAGUUGGCAUGGCAUGUGGCGGAGAAUGUGACAAUAAAGCAUGGCAUUCUAUCCA